Haemorhous mexicanus (house finch) is the source of this 1986-nucleotide messenger RNA. RefSeq names its product ficolin-1-like. The record is from RefSeq and is a predicted model, not a curated record. The coding region runs from base 1 to 993 and encodes 330 amino acids. The transcript is spliced from 9 exons. NCBI's taxonomy places the organism in Eukaryota, Metazoa, Chordata, Aves, Passeriformes, Fringillidae.
AUGGGGACAGCAGCCCCAGCCCUUUUGGUACUGCUCAGCCUAAGAGUGACUAUUUGUGAUGCUGAGGACACUUGCGCAGGUGAACAUCUUCAUUUCUCAGAGGUAAGAAUAGUGGGACUGCGUGAUGCUGACCGACUUGCCAUUCUUCAAGGAUGUCCAGGGAUCCCAGGUGUCUCUGGCCCAAAAGGAGAAGCAGGUCUCCCAGGAACAAAAGGAGAAAUGGGAGACCAGGGAUUCCCUGGGAAAGCAGGACCACCUGGAGCAAAAGGAGCAGCUGGAGAGCCCGGCUUCCCAGGACUGAAAGGAACAAAAGGAGAACCUGGAUUUCCAGAAGUAUGGGAACCGGGGAACUGCCAAGAACUGUUGGCCAAAGGGAAGAUUUUGAGUGGCUGGUACACAAUCUACCCCCAAGACUGCAAUGCCACCACCGUCUUCUGUGACAUGGACACGGAUGGUGGGGGAUGGAUUGGUCUCUUUCAGGUUUUUCAGAGGCGCUGGGAUGGGUCAGUGAACUUCUUGCGAGAUUGGGAUUCGUACAAACGAGGCUUUGGCAACCAGUUGACAGAGUUCUGGAUGGGGAAUGACAACAUCCACUUCCUCACCUCUCUGGGACCCUGUGAACUCCGCAUUGACCUGAGAGACUUUGAGAACAACUACUAUUUUGCCAAGUAUGCUUCAUUCAGAGUUUUAGGAGAGUCAGAGAAAUACAGACUGAUUCUAGGAGACUUCCUUGGUGGAAACGCUGGGGACUCUUUAUCGUACCACAGGGACAUGCCAUUUUCAACAACAGAUCGUGACAAUGACAUGAGUUCCUUUAACUGUGCCACAGAAUACAAGGGAGCGUGGUGGUACAAUGACUGCCAUUACUCCAACCUGAAUGGGAUGUACUGGAUGGGUGCGCAUGGGAGCUAUGCUGAUGGCAUCAACUGGAAGACAGGCAAAGAAUACCACUACUCCUAUAAGCAAACAGAAAUGAAGUUCAGGCCAGUUUAACAUGGUGACAGGAUGUCUGGCUAGAUCCAAGAGGUGCCACUGACCCACCAACAGAAGACACAAAACAAUGUUGCUUGGGGACAAAAAUGGACCAGAAAGGAUAUUACAGGUUGUGCCUUCUGCCUAGAGCAGGAUUUUUGAAGCCAAAAGAUAUCAGUACUGGUCUGAGCUCCUGUAAGCACCAGACCCUGAACCUCUCUCACCCUGACUACCUUCAGCAGCCCCACUGAUACAGACUGAGCCCAAGCACCUUCUGAAAAGUGCGUUACUUUUACUAAAGACCAGGUGAUGAGUGGGGCCAGUGCACCUCAGUAAAGCUCUCUGAUAUUACUACCCUAAAUGGUAAUUACUGCUAAUCUCCAGUAUAAUCCAUGUAUACGAAGACUCCAAUAUGCAUGCAGCAUUUUUCUAUUGGACCCAAGAGCCAUCCAAAAGGCACUGAAUUCUUGACCUGUCCCACUCUCCCUGCAGGCUGUGAUGGAGCCACAGCAUAGAAUAGCAUGGAAAAGACUGAGCUUCUAGCACAGUGCUGUCAGCACUACCAGUUUCCCAUUUCUUUCCCUACAUGUUCCAGGACCUCAGGUGGGACCCCAGCUCCUGGAACCACAGCAGAGUUGCUCAGCACUUCCCACCAGGACACAGCUGCAGCUGGGCCCAGAGCCAGCUUUAGCCAUUCUUCCAGGGCAUGUUUCUAGAUCUCAUUAGCUGGUAUGGACCAAGAGCUGUAUGCAAAACAGUCUGUUCAGCAUCAUGUGUCGUACCAAGACACUAUAGCAGUUCCAAGUCAAGCCUUGCACAUGUGGUCAUCAUGUACAGCGCAAGUACCUUCCACUUCAUCUUGUUUCCAGCAGCGUUUGAGGGUAGCUUAUCUGCUGGUGGGUGGACACAGUUCACCUGGUUCAUGUAUUGUAUUUGACUAUUAGCACAACUGGGUCUUGUGCUGCUGGACUCCUCGCCACAGCUGACAGAGGAGAACCAAGUGAUAACUCUUCA